UCUUUUUCACAGCCAAAUCUCAAGUAGAACGAAUAGUCUGCACAUAAAUCAUUCCAAUUAGCAUCUGUGCUUAAUUUAGGCUUCAAUGGGUGGUGAUGAAGUGACGAAAGUGAGCAUAGACAUCCAAAAUACUGACCACAAUAAACAUCCGGAUGUGAAUGUUCCAGCAUUGAAUACCUUUUUAGUGAAUCUCCCUGGGAAACUUCAAAAGUAUGUAAAGUUACCUUUCAAGAAGUCUACAAAAGAAGAUGACGGGACAAACUCAGCAUUCCCCUUAGCGAGGGAUAAAGAGUCAUCUGCUAUCUGGGAGGUCAACCUAGAGAAGCAACUUCAGACUUGGAGAGAGAAUCCUGUUUGGGAUGAUCAAUCCCCAGAUAUAAAAGUCAGUGUACCAAAAGGCUCUUUUUGCAACCUGAAUGUGAAAGUCAAUGUUGGAUUGCCCCCAGAUGCAGUAUACAACAUCGUCACAGAUCCUGAUAAUAGGAGGGUCUUCAAAAAUAUCAAGGAAGUACUAUCCAGGAGGGUCUUGGUUGAUGAAGGCUCAAGGCAGGUGGUCGAAUUGGAACAAGCAGCACUAUGGAAGUUUCUUUGGUGGUCAGGGACCAUCUCAGUUCAUGUUUUGGUAGAUCAGAACAGAGAAGAUUACUCGAUGAAAUUCAAGCAAGUGAAAACUGGAUUUAUGAAAAGAUUUGAAGGUUGUUGGCGAGUGGAACCUUUAUUUGUUGAUGAAAAAUCAUGUCUCCCCUGCAAACCUAAAACUUUGGGGGACUACGUUUCGUGCACCAAAGGCAAAGGAAGAAUUGGGUCAAAGGUGAGCUUGGAGCAACUCCUCCAACCCUCUCUUGUGCCUCCCCCACCCAUUUCCUGGUAUCUCCGGGGAAUCACCACAAGGACCACUGAGAUGCUGAUAUAUGAUUUGCUUGCUGAAGCUGCCAGAAUUAGGGGAGUUUAUAGCACUGAAAACUCAAAAGGAGAGCUUGGAGUAUCUGAGGGAUUAUCGGAUGAAUGCCAAGUAAAUAAGUUGUGUGACAUUAAAGAAAGAUGGGCCUUGCGAAGAAGAAAUGCAAAGCAAUGUCAUAAAAAGGUUGCAUUCGUGAAAUCAGUCACUUGUUAAUUUGUGCAUGCUCCAAAGGUCUUCAUACGUACAUUGGGUUUAUAGGUGAUAGUUAUGCUGUCAAGUUAUAUAAGAUGUUUUUUCCUUAAUUGAGGAGGGUUUCAAGGCCUGUUUUCUCUCAUUUUGUCUAUGAGAUGCAUUGAUUUGCUUCAGUGAAGAGUUUAGCUGAGAAGGUUUCACUUGAAUGGAGGGGACUUGGUUUUUCCUAUUGAUGGUCGCUCUCUCUCUCUCUCUCAGGAUGGUUUUUGUUUUGGGUUAAUCAUUUCUGGUUAUAUGGGUCAUGCACUCUGAAAUCUUGCAAGGCAAUGGACUCGUUCUCUUUAUCUUGUCAAGGUAUAAAGACAUUGAAUGGAUUGAUACUGAUCUUUAGUUAUUUUCUA
Messenger RNA from Ilex paraguariensis (yerba mate), 1494 nucleotides. NCBI's taxonomy places the organism in Eukaryota, Viridiplantae, Streptophyta, Magnoliopsida, Aquifoliales, Aquifoliaceae. The record is from the annotation of a GenBank genome assembly.